GAUCCUUCGUUGUGUUGUCCAUAGUUUGAUUCAUUCUGCAAGUUCGAGCUAGAAACAUACAUUCUUUCAAGUUCUAUUACAAAUUCAAUCGCUUCAGCCCGUAGUGCUGGAUUACGGGCAGGAUUUUCGAACAUAUGUAGAGAGUUUGGUUUUAAAAGCCCAAAUUAUGAUGUCAGAUUAGGUCAUGGAAUCAACGACGCCUUCAACGAUCAUUUAAAACUUCCGAAGGAUUGAGGGGUAUAACGUCCACACUCCAGAGAAUUCAGACUCCACUUGGAUGUAGAACAAAUGUUUUCAGUCUCUCCUGAUAUUCUUAGAAUCGCAUUUGAAACCCUGAAAUAUGACGCGGUCGCAAGUUGUGCUCUCCUUUUUUUCCUUUUUCUCGGAGGCAAUUUGCACGUGCUUGUUCACUAAGAUAGAUACCGCCUUCUCAUCAUUGGUUCAUUCCACGAUGAGUUGGUGAUGCUUUUCUAACACCUACAUCUUCCACUGCUUUCAUGCAUUUUGGUUACUGCAUUGUGAUCCAGAAGGAUUGGGCUGAGGAUGGCCUUGUGUAGAGUUCCCACAUUGGGUUUCAAACAGACUACUUCAGUCGCCGCCGGGAGAAGGCAAUCACUUAACACGGUGGACGGUUUAAGGAUUGCGAGGAUUCGCCAGGUCGGUAGAUUUCUGAGUUUAGGAGGUGAUACAACGUGGAGCAAUGGAUUUCAAAUGCAGCCGCGACAAGGUCAGCAAGGUGUUGUGGCAUCUGCAGUGGAGGGAAAAUUUGUUGCUGUCCCUGAGGCACAGCCGAAGCCGUUACGCAUUCUGGUUAGCACAGGCGACGUGAUGGGUGAUAUUCAUGGCGCUGCUCUCGUCCGUGCUCUCAUUGACGCAGCUGGAGCGGAGAAAGUUGAAGUCGAGGUUUACGCAAUGGGAGGCAAGCGGAUGAAGGAUGCAGGAGCUGUUAUGAUUGGGGAUAAUACUGGAAUAAGUUCCAUCGGACUGCUAGAAGCACUUCCGCUUAUAAUACCUGCCUUGCGAAUUCAGGCGAAUGUACGCAAGUUUUUAAAAAGCAAUCCUCCCGACAUAGUGGUGUUGAUGGAUUAUCCAGGGAUCAAUAUACCUUUCGGAAAGUAUGUCAAGAAAGAAUUCGGAUGUAAGGUUGUUUAUUAUAUUCCGCCUAAUGAAUGGCUAUGGAACACGUCACGAACUGGAGCUAUUACUGACGCUUGCGAUACGAUUCUCUCGGUCUACCCUGCCGAGGCGGAUUACUUUCGCAAGGCUGGUGGACAUGUUGUAGAAGUGGGUCAUCCUUUACUUGACUACUACUCUCCAACUCGAACUCGAACCGAGGCGAGGGAGGCUCUUGGGUAUGGUGAAAAAGACCUAGUGAUUCUACUGAUGCCAGCAUCACGAGCUCAGGAAUUGAGACACGUUUGGCCCAUUAUUGCAUCAGCAGCGAGACUUUUGUUGCACCGCAUUCUUGCUUUGAAAGGACAACAUCGCUUGCAUUUCAUCGUUCCAUCCGUUUUACCAAAUGGAGAGCAUAUUCUUGAGCAAAGCUUUGAAGAGUUUGGUCUCACUGGCUAUGCGUCUCUUUGGCACGGAGAUACCAAGAUAUUAAUGUCUGCUGCAGAUCUGGCAAUUACAAAGUCAGGCAGUGUGAACCUGGAGCUAACUCUCCACAGUGUACCCCAAGUGGUGGUUUAUAAAUUGGACAAAGCGACAGCAUGGAUUGCACGGAACAUUUUUAAGUUAUCUGUGAAAUACAUAUCCCUGAUUAAUCUGAUCCUUGACGAGCAGGUGGUACCAGAGUUCAUACAAGAUGCUGCGGAUCCAGUGAAAGUGGCGAAUUCUGCCUUUGAUCUUUUGUCGUUGACAGAUUCAAAAUAUAGGAACAUGGUUUUGGAUGGUUACACCAAGCUAAUGCCCUUACUUGGAAAACCCGGCGUUUCUAAGAGGACAGCUCAAUAUAUAUUGGAUUCUUUGAAUUCUGACAGAUGAUGCAGAAGAAAAAUUAUUUACGUUGACUGUAGAGUGUCAAGCAAGAGGGUGGCUCUGUUUCUUGAGUGAUUGGUCAGUUUUCAUCAAAAAUCAAUCAAACCAUACGCAAUUGUACAGGAACGUGAGUAUUGGAAUUAAACAGGUUCACAUAUCUUCCGUUUCUCAGUC
Messenger RNA from Physcomitrium patens, 2154 nucleotides. RefSeq lists its product as uncharacterized. Gene Ontology annotation, biological process: lipid A biosynthetic process. The record is from RefSeq and is a predicted model, not a curated record. Lineage: Eukaryota; Viridiplantae; Streptophyta; Bryopsida; Funariales; Funariaceae. Gene Ontology annotation, molecular function: lipid-A-disaccharide synthase activity; phospholipid binding.